CGUGAAUUGUGAUUAGUGACGUUGUAAGGACACUUUUGCCAGGACAUCACUGAUUUUAUUUCGUAUAAUAUAUCGUUCCGGAACAAUUUAAGUAUAGCACCGAAAUGCGUGCUUGAAUUACCCAUACCUGCGUGAGAAAUAUUGUUAUUAAGGUAAUACCAUAAGCAUGGCCCAAUACUUAGAAUCGGAUCACCACAUAGUCCUAAGUCAGCAGUACCAAACAAAGCCUUUGAACAUGGACACCAAACUGCAAGAAAACAAACCAUCCUUCUGCAUAGACUCCCUUCUAUCCAGAUCGGAAUCCCUUCUAACCAGAUCGACCGACAGGCCAGCCUCUCCGGCGACGUCCAGGAGCAUCUCCCCGACUUCGACUCGAAGUCGGAGCCCUCCGAUUUCUCCGGGCAGCGAAGAGAUUCCGCACAGCUCCUUCGUACCGAGACCCGGAUUGCUCAAUCACAUUUAUCCUAACGGUAGCGGCUUUUACGGUUAUCAAACGCAAAACCAAAGUUCGGCGUUUCAUUCUCUAGACGGCGGCAUGAUUCAGAAGGUGCACCUUCCUGUCGGCCACCACAAUCAGAACCACCUGCACCAGAUGCAGCUGGAAUGGUUCGCGAGAACCGGGAUGUUCUAUCCCAGGUUGCCUGAUUUAGCCGGUUGUGGACCAGGACAUGCGUUACUAGGAAAAACUCGCCGACCCAGGACGGCGUUUACCUCACAACAACUUUUGGAAUUAGAGAAACAAUUUAGGCAAAACAAAUACUUAUCCAGACCUAAGCGAUUCGAGGUGGCUACCAAUUUAAUGUUAACAGAAACACAGGUGAAAAUUUGGUUUCAAAACCGAAGGAUGAAAUGGAAGCGCAGCAAAAAGGCCCACCAAGAGGCGAAAUCCUCCAAAGAGUCAGAUACUAAGUUACAGACGCCUCUGAAUUCGCAAAGUAGUUAUAAGUCGACGUGUUCUUCCAUAUCCAGUCCGGAAACUUCGGAAUGCGCCGUUCCACUGGAUACUAAUCAGGACUCGAGGAAAAUUCCGGAUAAUGAAUCUCUUUAUCGACCUUAUGUGGUAUAAAAGCACCUGUGGGAGGACUAGGUUAAAUAACGAAUUGAAUACUUUUAAGUUAUAAAGUUCCUUUAUAUUUGCUACAAUGGGGUUGAUUAUAUUUUGAUCCAUUAAGUAAAAUAUAUACAUACCUACUAAAAAUUGUGUACAGAAUCAAAUAAGCAACGAAGUAUA
This is a messenger RNA of Phyllotreta striolata, 1231 nucleotides long. NCBI's taxonomy places the organism in Eukaryota, Metazoa, Arthropoda, Insecta, Coleoptera, Chrysomelidae. The record is from the annotation of a GenBank genome assembly.